AGUUGCGGGCGCUGUGAGCGAAGCAACUGGGAGUUCCGGGGAGCUCAGGAAAAUAGCGGAGGAGCGAAAGCGCGCUCGCCAAGUGGGGAGCGUGAGGGCCCCACCGCGCCCGACCCCUGUGCCCCUUCGCCGCUGCGCCCCGCGGCCGUUGGGCUCCGCGCCCAGGACGCGCGGCUCGCCCCUGGAUCGGAGACUGCCGACUACGCGCCGACUCGGAAGCUGGGAGGGUCUGAGGAGGCUGCCGGCGGCCGGCGGUUUCGGGCAAUAAUCCCUGCCUCUCUUUCUCUGUCUCCCUGUCUUCUGUGUCUGCUCCUUCCCCCGCCCCCCGGAAGCAGGAGGAGAACGGCCCCGGAGCGGAGCAAUCACCCCCUGGCCAUGCUUCGGUGAGGGGCGCGGACUUCGAGGGCAACUUGCCGCGGACUGCCGGGGCUCAGCCAGCGAGCUGCCAGCUGCACGGCUUGGCCUGGAGGAGGGGCUAUCGUCUAUGUCUUCUUGGGGCGCAAGGCGAAUCGGGGUCUCGCUUCUGCAGAAAGAGCCCAGCGCCGGCGGCUUCAGGUGGCUGGCACCGCGGCCGCGGCUACUAGAGCUGAUUCCGCCGCCGGGGGUCCGCGGAGCAGAGACGCGGGAGCCGGGAGACCUCGGAGGCAGCGAGGCAUCGGACAUGUGUCAGCACAUCUGGGGCGCACAUCCGUCGAGCCCGAGGGGAGCUCUGCCGGAACAAUUCAAACUGCGAUAUUGAUCUUGGGGGUGACCGUCCCUGGCCGGCUGUCGGGUGGGAGUGCGAGUGUGCGCCCGCCCGCUCGGGAGUGUGCGCGCGUGUGUAUGUGUGUGCCGCGUCGGGCUCUCCCCUUCCCCCCUGUUUUCCCGUCGAGUGAUGCACUUGGAAUGAGAAUCAGAGGAUGGAAAUAGUGUGGGAGGUGCUUUUUCUUCUUCAAGCCAAUUUCAUCGUCUGCAUAUCAGCUCAACAGAAUUCACCAAAAAUCCAUGAGGGCUGGUGGGCAUACAAAGAAGUGGUCCAGGGAAGCUUUGUUCCAGUUCCUUCUUUCUGGGGAUUGGUGAACUCAGCGUGGAACCUCUGCUCUGUGGGGAAACGACAGUCGCCUGUCAACAUAGAGACCAGUCACAUGAUCUUCGACCCCUUUCUGACACCCCUUCGCAUCAAUACUGGGGGAAGGAAGGUCAGCGGGACCAUGUACAACACUGGAAGGCAUGUGUCCCUUCGCCUGGACAAAGAGCACUUGGUCAACAUUUCAGGAGGGCCCAUGACAUACAGCCACCGGCUGGAGGAGAUCCGGUUACAUUUUGGAAGUGAGGACAGCCAAGGAUCAGAGCACCUCCUCAAUGGACAGGCCUUCUCUGGAGAGGUGCAGCUCAUCCACUAUAACCAUGAGUUAUACACAAAUGUCACAGAAGCUGCAAAGAGCCCAAAUGGAUUGGUGGUAGUUUCUAUAUUUAUAAAAGUUGCUGAUUCAUCAAACCCGUUUCUUAAUCGAAUGCUCAACAGAGAUACCAUCACAAGAAUAACAUAUAAAAAUGAUGCAUAUUUACUACAGGGACUAAAUAUAGAGGAAUUAUAUCCAGAGACCUCUAGUUUCAUUACCUAUGAUGGGUCAAUGACCAUCCCCCCCUGCUAUGAGACAGCAAGUUGGAUAAUAAUGAACAAGCCUGUCUAUAUAACCAGGAUGCAGAUGCAUUCCUUACGUCUACUGAGCCAGAAUCAGCCAUCUCAGAUCUUUCUGAGCAUGAGUGACAACUUCAGGCCUGUCCAGCCACUCAACAACCGUUGCAUCCGCACCAACAUCAACUUCAGUUUACAGGGGAAAGACUGUCCCAACAACCGAGCCCAGAAGCUUCAGUAUAGAGUAAAUGAAUGGCUCCUCAAGUAAGGAACUGAGCUAAGAAGAAUGCCACCUCAGCGAAAAUGCUACAACUGUGAAUUGAUGUAACCCUCAAUGUCCCCCUUCUCUUCCCGCCCCUUCCUUCCCCCCAGCCUCAUUCACUCGUCAGAUUGGCCCUCUCUUCAUGAAAACUGUCUGCAAAACCAUGGCAGAAGAACGUCUAUCUCACGCACACACAUACACUCUCUCUCUCUCUCUCACACACACACACACACACACACACACACACACAAUAUCAUACAACCUCCAUGAUGGAAAGUUUCAGAAGCAAAAGGCUCAUUCAUAACAAGACUUAGAAGAAAAUAACCAGUUAACCUGAUGAAAAUUUUGAUACUGCUUUCCUGAACUAAUCAAUCUACCCAGUGAGACUUUUCAGCCUUUGUAUAUACGAGAUUCUUCCAAACGCAAGAGAGUGUGGCUGCAACACCACCAAGAGGACUUUGCAUCAAGUCAUCUCGGAGAGCGUCCCAGGAUCCUCUGAGGGUGCUGGGGGCAGAGUAAGCCAGGGCAAAGUUGAUCACGAACACUUAUUUCUAGAUUAUGAUUCUUCUGUUUACUCAACAAUUUAAAAAUGGACAUUGAAGAGCUACACACUGUAUAUAUAUAUCACCACAGACUAUAAGGAAAUGGAACUAUUUCCCUCUUUGUCACAUAACUGUAGUAGGAUUUGCCAAGAUCAGAACUGAUCCAUUUGUUGUUUCUUGUUUUCCGAAGGUCAUGCAUUGUGUUUGAUUAUUGUUAACAGCUCAAUAAAUGUGUUUAACGAGUUGAUUUCAUUUUCCAGGCUCGGCUCUGUUCUCCUUCCUGAGAGGCUAAGCCGCGCCUCCCUGCAACUGCGGUCUUCCACUUCAUUUGCUUCUUCAUCUUCAUGUCUUGUUCAUUUGCGGCCCGUUUUAACUGGAUGUGUGGCAACCAGGAAUGCAUUUGCUAAGCAAGCCUAACUUUAAUUCCAUUCCGUGGCUCGAUCAUUCAUACGAGGUGAAGCAUCAACCUGAGAUAGCAGGCGACAGGUUUCUUGCUUUCAAAACUGCCAUCCCCCAGAGCUGCUCCCUUGAAGGAAUGUACUUUGCCUUGUAAAUUCCUGGGAAAUGGGGUGUCUAUUCUCUCCAGGUGCAGCCAGAUCUCACAAAGUACAAAUGAAUGCCUUUCUUUUCUUGUUUAUAAUGGUCACUCACUGUGUUUGGUUACUGUCCAAAAAAAAAAGAUCAAUAAAUGUGUUUAACAAGUUAAACCCA
Molecule: messenger RNA, 3133 nt
Organism: Ochotona princeps (American pika)
Lineage: Eukaryota; Metazoa; Chordata; Mammalia; Lagomorpha; Ochotonidae
Gene: CA10
Product: carbonic anhydrase 10
Exons: 9
Coding region: 900-1886 (328 amino acids)
Molecular function (GO): carbonate dehydratase activity; zinc ion binding
Source: RefSeq, a predicted model, not a curated record